Elaeis guineensis (African oil palm) is the source of this 1743-nucleotide messenger RNA. RefSeq names its product BAG family molecular chaperone regulator 7. Gene Ontology annotation, cellular component: plasmodesma. The record is from RefSeq and is a predicted model, not a curated record. Gene Ontology annotation, biological process: protein folding. NCBI's taxonomy places the organism in Eukaryota, Viridiplantae, Streptophyta, Magnoliopsida, Arecales, Arecaceae. Gene Ontology annotation, molecular function: protein-folding chaperone binding.
CCUCAUCCGCUGCGCCCAACUUUCCAUAUUAAAAUAAUCCUCCUCUCCUCCACCUUCAUUUUCUCGUUCCUCUUCCCUGCUCUUCAUCUCCUUCUCUUCCCUCAAUAACGGUCGUCUCCUCGCUCCUUCUCUUCCUCUUUAAACAUGAGCGGCUUCCACCGAUUCGACCUCCUCGAUCCUUCGUCUUCUCCUCCUCCCUUCUAUAGAAAGACCUCCUUGUUCUCCCGGCCAAGAGCUCUCUUCCCCUUUCCCUCACCUUUCGCAGACGCCGUCGAGCUCGUCGAGGAGCACCUCGGCCUCUCCCUCGAUGCCCCGAACCCUAGCCCAAGCCUCCUUGAUCUCCCCCUCCAAUGCCUCGUCCCCUUCCCUCCGCCCACCUUCCCGCUUGACUUCUUCGACAGCGCGGCUGAUCUGAUCCAGAUCGACCGCCCGGCGUCGCCAACCGCCGUCAUCCGGUGGAUCCAGGAGCGGGCGGAGAUGGAAAGCUGCAUCCGGAACCUCAGCGACCGGGUCGCUGCUCUUGAACUGGGGUAUGAUCGGGCCCUCGGCUCCAGGAUCGACACCGGUGACUGCAGGUAUAAGUGGACGGCGGAGAUCAAGGGGGCGAGGGGGCAGGGGUACGAUCAGAAGUAUAAAUUGAUGGCGGAGACGAACCGAGGGUUGGAGAUGAAUGUCAGGUGGACGGUGGAGAUCAAGGGGAAGGCGAAAGACGGACCCAUGUCCCCCACCUACUCGUUCCAGGCGUCCACGGUUCCCGCUGGGGCCACGCAAGAUGCGUUGGAGAAGGUGAAGAAGAGCAACAAGAGGGCGGGGAGCACCGCGCGGGUGGUGGAGAUUGAAGAGUCUUUUAAUCAAAGGCCCGUCACCUCAAGAAAGGUUGUGCAAACUUGUACCAUGAUGGAUCUUACUCUGUUGGGAACUCAACAGCUUGUAUCAAUGACAUUUUUCAAGCUAAUACAGGCUUUUGCCAAGAGGUCUCAUACCCGAGAAAGGGGUAAGAAGAAGGAAUUAUUACCACAAGAUGCUGCAAUGUUAAUUCAGAUGAGUUAUAGAAAUCAUCUGGUCCGGCGUUCUCAAGUACUUCGUGGACUUCGGGAUCUAGCAGUGGCCAAAGCCAAGUUGAAGGAGAUUAGGGCCUUAUUCAACAAUUUCUCUUAUCAUCAACGUAUAGCAAUUGAUGCAGAAGAACGCCAAAGGUUCUCUGAGAGAAUUAUUAUUCUCCUUCUUACAGUAGAUGCCAUUGAGGGCUCAACUUUAAUGGUUCGGGCAGCAAGGAAGUCAAUGGUGGAGGAACUGGAGGCUAUGCUGGAUGUGGUGGAUCCGCAGCCAUCUGGGAAGUUGGGUUCAGUGAAGCGCAGAAAGUUUGAUCUCCCUGCUGGUGGUUCCAUGGUAAAUGAUAUGGCUGCAGGCAUGGCACAGGUCGUCAAUAUGCUUAACCAAGAAGAUAGCCAGAUCAAUGCAUCGCCUGACUUCAUUUUCUAAAUCUGUGUUAGAUUUUCCCUCAAAAAGUAGGGAGAGAUUUUGCAGUUUCUAACUAUUUUCAGGGACUACAAGAGCAGUGCUGUUUGCUUUGCUAUAUUUUUGUUUAAUUUCUUUGGUUGAACUGUUCAGGACAGUUUUGCUGGACCUAUUAUGUGCUAAGCAAAGCAGCAUAUUUUCUACUUCUCUAUCUGAAAUCAGGGUGGUCCUUUUACCAUCAUUUUGAUAGUAAAACUGUUAGUCAUCAGAAGUUGCUUCCUUGGA